Paramecium sonneborni is the source of this 2482-nucleotide messenger RNA. The record is from the annotation of a GenBank genome assembly. Lineage: Eukaryota; Ciliophora; Oligohymenophorea; Peniculida; Parameciidae.
UCAAGCUAAUAGGUUUAGAUAGAUUUUUAUAAAAUGAAUAUAUGAAGUGAUGGAAUCAAAAUAAUAAAUGUAUAAUUCAAAAUGUUUUAAAAUAUUUAACUAAAAGCAAACUUCCAUGAGAUGAGAUUAAACCCAUCAAGACCAGUUUAUUAAUACAAAUUAGAAAUAACAGAUUCUACACCAGAGAAAGUGAGUGAAGCAUUAAAGAAAUUCAGACCUUAACUUUAAGCUUAAUUGAUUUUAUUUAUGAGUUUGAACUAGAAUAUUUAUUCACCAAAACUAAUUUAAGAAGCUGAUAAUGGAUUAGUAUUAGGUUCAUUGAGUGGGAAUGAAACAAAUUAAGACACAGCAACUUUAAAAUUAGUAGGAAAGAUAGAAAAUAAAGCAGAUUUGAACAUAAUAAUAUCAAGAUUGUUUAAAUAAGUAAUAAGAAGUUAAAUGUAAAUGGUUUCAGUAGGAAACAAAGGUUAAAAGUUGUUUUGGUCAAGUAGAGCAUAAUAAUUUAAGGAAUAAAAUUUAGAAGUAAUAAAAUUAAUUGAUAUAUAAAUAGAUAUGGCCAGGUGUAGAAUGUAUAUUUAGACCAGGAGAAGGAGGAGCACAGAAUCCAACUUUAGUAAUAGAUUGUGCAUUUAAGAUGUUAAGAUAUCGAUCUGCCUUAGAAGAAUUAAAUUAAACAAGAAAUCCUACUUGUAUUUAAGAUUAGAUUGUUAUGACUACUUAUAAUAAGAAGUUUUAUAAGGUUGAAGCUGUUGAUGUAAAUUUAUCACCAGGGAGUACAUUUACAAAUGAGAAAGGUGAAACUAUGUCAUUUGCUUAAUAUUAUGAAUAAAGAUAUAAAGUAAAGGUUGAAGGAAAUUAACCAUUAAUUAGAGCAACUGUAAGAAGUAAAUAAGAUAAAACUGAAAAAACAAUACAUUUGAUUCCAUAACUAUGUUAAUUAACAGGUUUAACUGAUGCUAUUAGAAAUGUAUAUAUAAAUUAUAUUUUAUUAGGAUUUUAAUGCUAUGAAGAAUUUAGCUGUCGUUACAAAACCUGGUGCUGAUUAAAGAAUGAAAAUGGCUUAAGAAUUCGCUAAUUAAUUAUCUAACACUGAAAUUAUUAAUAAAAAAGCUGGAACUAAAAGAUAAAUAUUUAAAGAAUGGGGUGUAGAAAUUAAUCCAGGAAGUAUGGAUUUACCCGCUCGAAGAAUUCAUCCAGGAAAUAUGUUAAUGGGUAAUGGUUUAAGAUUAGAUCUAUCAAGUCCAUAGACUAAUUUAGAUAGAUAAACAUAAACUUAGAUGUUUUCAACUCCUCCAUAAUAACUUAUAUUGGGAAUCAUUUAUAAUAAAAGAUCAGGUUAAUAAACUAUGGAUUCUUUAAUGUAAAACUUUUAAGCUGCAUGUAAUGACUUUAAAUUUUAAGCAUUCAUGGCUCCUAAAGUAUUUCCAAUUGAAUAAGAUAGAGAAGAUGAUUUAGAAAGAGUUCUUGAUGGUUUUUAAAAAUAAGCUGAAGCUAAUAAAGCUAAAGUUGGAUUUCUUUUAUUCCUUUUACCUGGAUAAAAAAAGAAAGCAAGAUUAUAUAAAUCUGCUAAGAAAAUAUCAAUGUAAAAAUUUGGUUGUGCUUCAUAAGUAGUUGUUGAAAAAACAUUAGCUAAAAAUACAAGAUCUAUUGUUAAUAAAAUAUUAAUAUAACUUAAUGCUAAAGUUGGUGGUACUCCUUGGGCAAUAGAUAGUUUACCUACUAAUUUUUAAAAUUAACCAACUAUGAUAUGUGGAACUGAUUGUUUUGUAAAAAGUGGUAGAAAAAAUUAAUUAGCGUUUUGUAGUACAGUUGAUAGGAAUUUAAGUAGAUAUUAUUCUUAAGUUGUUACAUCUGGAGAAUUUAGUUAACAUCUUUAAUAAGUAUUCAAAGCAGCACUUUUAGCAUUCAAAGAAUAAAAUGGAAUAUUUCCAAAAUUAGUUGUUAUUUAUAGAGAUGGAGUAGGUGAUGGUUAAUAAGCAGUUGUACUUGCUAAUGAAUUACCAUAAUAUAAAUAAGCAUUAGAAGAAUUAUAAAUAACAGAUACUAAAAUAUCACUUGUUGUAUGUAAUAAAAGAGUCUCUGCUAAAUUCUAUACUGGUGGUAAUGCUAGACCUGAUAAUCCUUAACCUGGAACAUGUGUAGAUAAUCCUAAAGUUGUAGAACAAACCAAUCCUAACUUUUAUUUAAUUUCAUAAGUUACUAGAUAAGGUACUGUAACACCAUCCCUGUAUAAAAUUAUACAUUCAGAUCAAACAGGUAUCCAUUAUUAUUAUUCUUAGGUCUUGACGAUGAUAUCAAAGUCUUAACAUUUAAAUUAUGUUGGUUAUUCUAUAAUUUUACAGGCUCUAUUAAAAUUCCUGCCCCUGUUAGAUAUGCUCAUUGUCUUUGUAACUUUAUUGGAGAUAAUUAUGAUGACAGAGAUUAAGUUAAGUUCUUACCAUUACCUGACCUUGUUAAGUAAAAAGUCCUAUUUUAUAUUUGA